Molecule: messenger RNA, 609 nt
Organism: Pseudonaja textilis
Lineage: Eukaryota; Metazoa; Chordata; Lepidosauria; Squamata; Elapidae
Source: RefSeq, a predicted model, not a curated record
AAACUAUAUAUAGAUCGACAAACGUCUGUCAGAUCAUAUCUCUCUUAACAUAGCUUGAGUUGUUGUCUUCUCUGAUUCUGAAAACAUUUCCAAAAUGAUCCUUUUAAUUUCAUUCUUAAUAGGGAUACAGAUCCUUGAUGCAUUGGCUACCUCUCCACCUCGUCAGUUUCUUUACGCACCGUGCAACUCUUCAAACGUAAAGGAUGCUGCGGAAGCAGCCAUUAAUGAACUCAAUGCACAUCGGAGCGAAGGCUACGUUUUUAGAGUCCAACGUAUUUUUAAUGCCCAAGAAAUACGCGAGGAGGGAAAUACUCUUUUCUACCUCGUUUUGGAUGUGUUAGAAACCGAAUGCCAUGUCCUGAGCAGGAAAUCGUGGAAAGAAUGCAACAUUAGAAGUUUUUCUAAGGCAGUCUAUGGCCAGUGCAAAGUAAUCAUUAACUUCAACAGGCAUUCAGACGAUUGGCACUUGCGCAAUUAUGAGUGUAUUUUACAACCAGUUUCUAGUUCAGCUAUUGUGGAUCUUAGCCCCAAUUGCCCAGUGCCUGGAGAUCCUUCUGAAGCCACUUUUCAGGAGACAGCAGCAGAGACCCCUGAGCUCCAUUUUCUCUG